UCAGCUUGCAGUGUCAAAAUCUCAUCCUCCACUCCAGACGAGUUCAGGAGAAACAGCGUUGCAAUUUUUGAUGCGAGUAAAUCAACCUCAAUAUUGAUACCAUAUUAAUGUGUCACACAGCAGCAGAUGCCGUAUGUCAGUAAUUAAUCAGUAUAUGCUGAUGGGGAGUGGUGAGUGACAUGCCGUUCACGUGUCACAUGCCAUAUUGUUAGAGUCACUUGGAAAAUCUAGCUAAACCCUUGUGAUGUGUCCUUCCGUGUCGAGGCUUCGAAGCGUGUGUCGAGUAAUCAGGAAGAUUUUUGUGAUGCGCGUAUCGAGGCUUGUGUUGAUGACGUAUGUGGUGACGUUCGAAGCCUCGCGAGCCGGCCGUACCACGUGACUGAUUCAGGAAAUGGUUCGCGGGUUUGGCGUGCGAUUAGAAAUAUAAGGGGCAGCGAAACGCAAUGGACCCCCCUCACAUUUUGUGGACUUGGGACUUUAUUGCGCGUUUGUUUGCAAUCUAUUCGAGCAUCACAAACAUCCUUCAUGUAUUCAAUUUAAAGCUUCACACCCCAAAGCCAUAGUGUCGUUAUAAUCACUCUGCCUGUUUUACAUUUAUUGUCCACUUGAUGGCACAGUAGAGCAAAUGAAGCACGUCGAAGCUUCGGCCCACGAGUGAACCAAUUAGAUGGAAAGCUUCAAUGCUUCAUGAAGCUUCAUCUCGCCAUCACUACUAAACCCUAAAAAUAGUAUUUUUUUUGUAUUUCCUUUGUCUAGGUGUCAACAGGAAGCAAGGAGGAUUUGAUGACGGACUAUUUCACCAGAAGUCCCGCCCCCUCAGCUCCAGCUGGCAGAGAUCAGGUGACUCCCACCAGCUAUGUCACGCCCACUGUGCAGUCAUCCAACCAGAGGCCGGGCCAGAGCGUCAAACCCUCGCCACGCCAGCCUGUAGGCCAAUCCCCGGCCUCAGGCCAGCCCGUCAACCAGAGAAGCAGCCAAUCGCUGAGCAGAGCUUUCAGCCUGGCCUCAGCUGAUUUGCUGCGCUCCAACGGACCAGACAGUUUCCGUGGAAAUGAAGGCCAAUCGGAUGUGGUCGUUCGGAGACAAGGGGGAGGGGCUAGUGGGAGAGAGCGGCCGCUCUCUGCUCGGCUGGCUGGCCCGACCAAUCAGCCCGGAGACGGCAGCUUCCUGAAUCCCCCUAUUCACCAUUCGUCCUCUCUGAACCUGCAAACGGAGAGACACGCGGAGAGAGAAAGAGAGAGAGGGAGGACCCCCGUCUCUCGGAACGGCCCCACCUCGUCCUCCCCCAACCACCACCGCGGAGAGGUUGCCAUGGUAACCCCCGUCAGGGCUGUUCCUGCCACGCGGCCUGACGAGGCCUCGGAGCACGGGGAGGUGUUAAGUGAGGGGCAGUCGGGUGACUCCUCCCACUUAAAGAAAGAAAGCGAGAGAGCCAGGUGUGGCUUCGUUGAAAGCCCAAAGAGCACACCUUCUUCCCCUGACCCCAACAACGACCCUCAGACCGUGUGGUAUGAAUACGGCUGUGUCUAAACACUGAUACUGAUGGACUUCCAUGGGUAUGGCUGUGUCUAAAGACAGAAACCUAAAAACUGAAACUACAGUCUGCUGGGGCUGAAUCCAAACCCUCAGUCACAAGCAAUCAGUCUCUGAACUGUGCUCCUUGUAUUGUGGAUGAAUGUUAUUCUGAGCUUUGCUCAAAUACAACAUCUACUGGGAAUAAGUCUAAGUCCUGGAACGCAAAAGCCAAAUGUAAAUAUUUCUGUACAUAAAGGAGUCGUGACUUCAGUUUGUAUUUUCUGGAGCUAACUUUUGUAGAUUAACAAGCAGACCUGAUUCCGUAUGCCACCUGCCAAUACAGCUGGUUAACACAGAAAGGAAGCUUUCCAAAUCAAAGCAGCUGCCAGGGAUUUCAGCACCACCAAAACAAUCACGUCCCACCUCAACUACUGGAUCUGUAGAAUCAAUUUCACCAUUUUUCAUCACAAGCUGGAUCUCUCAGAGGGGGAUGCUACGUAGACAUGAUGGGAUCCCUGACAAUCUUUCUCAGGAUUUAGACAUGAACACCACAACACUAUCGAUGGUGCCUGACAAUGCUGGAAUUCAUUGGCCUCUGUCAUUUUAUUAUCGCCCUGUUUACCGGAGCCCACAGGCUGUUUUUUAUUUUUCACAUCCAGAAAUGGAGAUGGGAGCUGAGAUGUCUGAAGUCUGAGAAUCCACAACACUUAAAGCCUGCGGGAACAGAGGACAAGUCUUACAUGCAGAGCUGAGGACCAGAAUACUAAGGACGGGCCUGGUCUAUGAGCUGGAACUCUUUUGACCUGUUAAUGUUUACCUGGAGGCCGCUGGGAAUUAGCCAUCACCGAGAGGAGUGGUUGGACUGACGUGAAGGCGACCAGAAGCGAAUGAAUGUAUCAGAUUUUUCCUCCUAUUUCUGUCCUCCUCCUCUCCUCUGCUAUCUAGAACAAAGACUGGAAAAGAGGAGCGAGAGAAGGGAUGGAUUCAAGCAAAGAGAGUUGAGACAAGCGAAGCAGAAAGGCAUGUAGAGAUAGAGAGCGAGAAUAAAUGGAGGGACGCUGGGACGGAGGAGAGCGGUGGACAGAUAUAGAGAUGGACGGAGUGACGGGAGGACAGAUAGAUAAACAGGAGAGAGGAGGAGUUAAAUUCCAGUCCCAGAUCCCAGUUAAAUUACAGUCCUUCUCCCUCCAUCUUUAGAUUCUGUCCCAGCAUGCAACACUCUUAACACUUUACUGGAAACGUUGCACAGCUCGAGCCAACACUAGCUUCACAAACACACACAUAUAUAUAAUGAUAUAUACAGACACAGAGGAAUUGUCCUUGAGGGGCGCGGUUGUGGCUUCGCUAACCAUUCAGCUGGCCUUCAUUUACACACACACACUACUGUGUUUUGGUAUGGUGCACUAAUGCACGCUAAGUUAGCUAGACAGUUGUGAGCACUGCACAGCGGAGAGAGAGACACAGAUUCAGACCCCCUGUGAUCUGGAUAUUUGGAGUUUGCAUGUGAUGAAUUUAAGUUUUUAGAAUAACCAAGUCACCAUUAAUAGAACAGCAGCAGAAGGUUGAAUACACACACAGGGAGGUGUUCACCUCAUUAAGAGCACUCUAGAAUAAUAGAAGAUGUUUAAGUCUUUCACACUGUCACACUUAACUUGGUAUUCUUGAACCUGGAUCCUAUUUUCCCAUGUCUUUGUGUCUCUGUGACCAACUAGGGACAACAGUUUUUUAAUUGUUGUCUUUUGCAAUAUAAGUGUCUGACAACUUUUUUGAAAGAGUCUCGCUGGAAGAGAAGGCAUGUUUUAAAAUCCUGCGGGGUGAUGUGUUACCAGAGGACAACGCAGAGGAGAGUUUGUUGUGAUGGAGCGCAGAAAGAGUAGCUCGGCAUCUAAAAGAUUUUCUACAUCAUGGCUGGAUAUUGAUAAGAUUUCAACAAUGUGGAUGAGGUCUUUGAAUUGGAUUGCUGCCUGUAGUUAUUUGAGCCAUAGUAUACGGAUGAAGAGGGGUACACUGCUUGUUACAAAUUCAUCGUGUUUCCUUUAAAGCCCAGCAAACAGAGAGAGGAGCAGGAUGAAGAGGCGGGGGACGUACAUGAAAGUAUGCCUCUGAGAUGGAUGAUGAUGUCAAUGGAAGAAAAGAAUCUUAUGCUAAUUAUUGUGAUCGACUGACCUUUUGUCUGUACUGCUGUUUGUACAUACAAAGCUGUCCCUCCUGCAUUAGUGACGACUGACUGCAAAGACUUUCCGAAGAGCACUAGAAUGAUGAAGAGGAGGAGGAGGAGAAAACACUGGAGAAAGUUUGACUGGAAGCCAUCACUAACCGUUCCGCUCACCUGUUGAACAAAAAGCACGUGUCAAUAUGCAGCGAGCUAAAUUAUUUUACCUGUAACAUUUGUACAUGACAUUAGAUUUUUAUAAACGGGGCAGAUAUUCCCAGACUUUUUGGAUACUUUUUUGUAAAAUCCUCUGGAACUUGGAAAAUGAAAAUGUUUGUUGAUACCAAAAAAACCUAUUUCAGAUCAAUUCCUGUACACUGGUAAAAGUCAUGCGGUUCCAAGAGUUGUAGAUCAUUUUAAAAUUGUUAAAACAUUGGUGUGUGUGUGUGUGUGUGUGUGUGUGUGCGCAUGUGCGUGCGUGCGUGCGCGCGCGCGUGUGCGAGACAGUUUGCUGACGUCGAAAGAAAACGUAUUGAAUACCCAAAAGCAAUUUUAUAUUUUCUGUUAUUGAAACAAGACCAUCACAUUAUGUUAUUGGCUCUGUGGACAGUGUGUGUGUGUGUCCUAGUCUGUGUGUCUUCUUGUCUGGGUACCCGCUCUGUGUUACUGUUCCAUCAUUCCCUUAACAACACACCAGUUUUGGAGGGUGGGGGGGUCGAUUGUUCCUAUUAGUCAGCUUUACCUGCUCCAUGUUGAGAGCACCACAAAUCCUCAGCGGGACUCUGGUGUUUCCUGCUCUGUUUCUGGUCUCUGCACCAGAGGCCCACAGAAGGACACCAGCUCACUGCAGGAGAGAAGUGAAAGCAAAAGGUGAAGCGGAGCCCACGUCCUGCUGUCACUGGAAUGACUGCUGCUUGACUUCACUUUAUGACUAUUGCUGACUACUCUGCUGUGAUGUGACUACUGUUUGAAAAAGGCUACUAGUGUGAUUCAGUAGAAACUGAGGUUGAAGCUUUUUGGUAUUAAAGAUUUACAAACUUGAACUGAUGCUCCGACUUCAUUGUGUCAGCGGUGCCUAGUGUCUUUAUUUUAGCACAGUGUCCCAGUUUAUUUCCUUUUGCUGUGCAAGGAAUAUAUCAUAGACAUAUAUUUUAUAUGUAUACCGAAUAUAUAUGUAUGUGAAUGGCAGGGACCUAAGAUGUUGCUUAUCAAUAAUUGGUUUAGUCUAUAGGCCUUUUUCAGAGUGAAAGUGUCCAUUUAUUAUUAUUAAUAAUGUUGUCUCCAUCCCUGUAAACCACAACAGCAUGACAGUGGGCCACUGCGUAAUACCAGGACCCUGAAACUGAAGCAGUGAAUUUCAAUAGAUGAUUACUGCGGUGAAAGGGUGAGUCUGCUGAUGUCAGGAUAUUGCAGAUAUACUGAGAUAUGUAUAUUUUGGUGGAUAUAAAAACAAAAUGCACAGUAUAUAUUUAUUCACUCAAACGGAAUAAAUAUAUUGUUGGCUGCAUUUUUAGAUAGCCAUUUAAAUGUUGUGAUUUUAUACAUAGUUAAUUCAGAUGAUGCAUCCUGUUCAACGUCUACUGUGAUGUCUGUUCUGGGUUUGUUGUUGGGACAUUAUGCAAGAUGAUGGGCGUGAUGAAACAAGUCACUCACAUCCAUCAGCCAACCCUAAUCUGUAUACAAUCAUUUUUUCUAUCAUGCAUGCUCAUCCCUGGAAGUCACUAGAACAAAACUAAAAAUAUAAAUUUAUAGGCCAAAUAACAUUUUACAGCUUUUCCUUUCAUCUUCACAUAUUCGGCAUGUGAGUGUGUGUGUGUGUGUAGGCAGUGUGCUUCAGGAAGACGGACCACGUGCGUUUGUGUGUCAGCGAGAGAGAGCUGGCGGUCAUUGUGCUGCAGACCUACAGAGCGGAGAGACUCGGUAAGAAAUAAGUUUCCUCAUUUCAUUGAGUGAUGUUUUUUUUUUUUCCACCAAGCUCAGUAGAGAUAAUGUGUAUUCAUGUGCCUAGGAAGAGUAUUUUUUAUUAGUCAUAUCAGUCAGCGAUAGUCUUUGAUAUUCGUUAUUUAUAGCUGAAGUGACAUAUCAGCGGACUCCUGUUGAAUAUAGAUUAUUAUGAAGCGAUCACGUGUUUCAAGUGAAGACUUCAAAUACGUUUAGAAUGCCUCUACAGGCUCUCCAGUGCGGAGAUAUUCAUUAUUGAUCUGAACUAUCAAGUCGUGUCAGUCGGCACUCGGCAGGCUGUUGGGGGAGACAAACAGUGUUUGUGGAGUCACACAGAGACAUUGUCCAUCACUGACUGGACUUCAUUUACUGCGUGAAGCAGCUGAUGGACUGUAGAGCUUCAUGUAACAUUCACAGAGUUUCCAUGUGUGGACUCAGUGACUGCUUAUCAAGUGAUGGGAUACAGCAUGUGGGCUACUUUAUCUCUAAACGACACAGAUCCUAUGUAAGAUAAAGGAAUAUCAUGAGUGUUAUGAAGAUGCUGUUGGAGAUAAGAAUACCAAAAGUCACCGUAGUCUUGUAUUGUUGUGUUGAUUUUGUGUCACUUUAGCCAAAAUACAUAACAAGCUUGUAACCCCCACUCUGUCCGGCCGUGCAGUUUGAUGUUCUGUAUCUUGAGAUCUUCACUGCUGAGAUUCCUGCCAGCAAACCAAACAGUGGAGAGGAAUUCUAACCAUUGAAUCAAAUCAAACGAGACUGAAGCUCCGUUGGAAAUAUGACUCUAGCGUUACAGCUGCAGUAACCAAUAUUUUUUUAUUUUAUAUCAAAAUAUUUUACACAUGCGUAAUGUGAAAAGGGUGGCCUGUAGGGACAAAUAUGACACACAAUAUUCUGAAUAUGAUUGGUCUUUUUUUUUUUUAAUGCAUUCCGUGAUCCAUGAGAGUGCUUGAAAGCUACAGGAAAAACUUGCAACCCUGAGUUAAUAAUUUUAUUCGUCAAGCUGUGUAUUUACACAGAUUGGAUUAUUCAAACUUAAAGGGAUGUUUUUAUGGCUACACUCAAUCAAAUGGAAAUAUUCCAAAUGCCUUACAUCUUGUGCACAUUAUCCCAAAAUUCGUGUUAAUUUGAUAUCUUUGGAGAUUUUGAGAAGUCUCUAGAAUUUAAAUUGAAGUUCUGUGGGUUUGAACGACUUUAAAGUGGUCAAAUGACAUUUAUUGAUGAGCUGAUUUUAGUUUAGUUUUUAGUUGCAGGAUUGUGCUGCAGUCUAUAUAUCGCAAGGACUUGAUAAGGUUGGCCUACAGUCAAUACAGUCUUUCUACUUCCUGAUUAAUAUUGGAUUCACCCUAAUUUUCCCAUAACCAAACCUUGACUCCCUGCCCACAAAAACAGAGGCUCAGCCCAGCAGCUCUGCUAAUUCAUCUUGAGGCUUCUUUUUCUUCUUCUUGUCAGGCUGUCUUGCACCGACUGACUCGGUCCUAGUAUAGACUGACAUGGAGGGAGGAGCAGCAGCAUUGCCAAAGCACUUCCAUGUACCGCAAAGCAUUAGUGCCCACCAUUAACAUUAACAGCAUUAGUCACAGCAGAGAGAGAAUGAAUACAAGACUUCAUAUAGUACAUAAUAAAGAAAUCAAACUAUAGCCAGAUAACAGGAAAUAAAGGCAAUUAAGUUGUAACCAGCAACAAUCAAAGACAUAAACUGCAAAUGUAAUUGAUUUUUCCUCACAUUGACGUCUUUCAGAUCAGCAGUCAGAGCAGAACUCUGCAGCAGCUCGCCUCCGAAUGCACAAAUACCUGUUGAUCACAGUCUUGUUCCUUUUGACUUCUGCUCUUCAUUCUUAAUUCAGGCAGUCUUUUUGAAUCUCCUUACAGCCCACACUUGGGUCCAGGCCCAGACAUUGGGCACCAGUUGGACAGAAUGCAGUGACCCUUUGUGUAUACUAACCUCAUUCAUCCGUGCAAAGGCCAUCUCAGCUCUCUGCAGACAUUAGCAGAAAUUAAGUAAAAGCCAAACUCUGUUUGUAGUGUCAGUGGCUUUACAUACACAAUACAACUCAGGCAGUGGUGCUAAAUGUGGGGAUCAAGGACUGCCAAGGGCCUCGAGGGGAGUCCAAGAGGCCUUUGUGACUGUGCCAGGGGCCCACAAGGGAGUCCAGUGGCCCUGGCGGAAGUCUCCCGGUGUCCUCCAGGGGGUUCCAGGGUCUCUAAAACGAUCAUUGAUAAUGAAUUUAUAGUGACUUGUAACUCUUUGAGGACACCUUUGGCCUCCAUUUGGACCACAAGUGGCCCUUCACCAGGCCCCAGGGUAGUAAAUUUACAUAUUUUUUUGGGGGCAAUUUUUGCCCCCACUGACUGAAAUCCAGGGGCAUUUUCAAA
Messenger RNA from Anarrhichthys ocellatus (wolf-eel), 7981 nucleotides. Its product is annotated as protein Daple-like. NCBI's taxonomy places the organism in Eukaryota, Metazoa, Chordata, Actinopteri, Perciformes, Anarhichadidae. The transcript has a single exon. The coding region runs from base 784 to 1530 and encodes 248 amino acids. The record is from RefSeq and is a predicted model, not a curated record.